Eimeria acervulina is the source of this 684-nucleotide messenger RNA. RefSeq names its product ubiquitin-conjugating enzyme e2, putative. The coding region runs from base 1 to 684 and encodes 227 amino acids. Lineage: Eukaryota; Apicomplexa; Conoidasida; Eucoccidiorida; Eimeriidae. The record is from RefSeq and is a predicted model, not a curated record. The transcript is spliced from 3 exons. Gene Ontology annotation, cellular component: nucleus. Gene Ontology annotation, biological process: protein sumoylation. Gene Ontology annotation, molecular function: SUMO conjugating enzyme activity.
AUGAGUAACACAUCUCCCCAGGCAACGGGGACAGCUGCAUCGCCAUCAGGAACAUCUUCUGGAAGUGGAGGCGCGAACGUGUCAGAACAGGAGGCGGCGAGUUCUACGCAGGGGAAACCUGCACAGGGACCACAGAAUGGUGCUCCAGCCAAUCCAGUUCCUCCAGCAUCAGCUGCAUCUGUAUCUUCGUCUGCAGGCAGCGGCUCAAUUGCACGUAAGCGUUUGGCACAAGAGAGGGCAGCUUGGCGGAGAGACCAUCCAGCAGGCUUCUCCGCAAAGUAUGCGCCCAUGGCUGAUGGGUCUGUCGGGCAAGAUAUUAUGAAGUGGAUAUGCAAAGUCCCAGGGAAGAAGGGCAGUCUGUGGGAAGGUGGAGAAUACUGUCUUACAAUGGAAUUUCCCGAAGAAUAUCCUAGCAAGCCUCCAAAGUGCAAGUUUACGCCAGUCCUAUUUCACCCAAAUGUUUAUCCCUCAGGAACCGUUUGCCUGUCGAUUCUAAACGAAGAUGAAGACUGGAAGCCAUCGAUCACGAUCAAACAGAUCCUGCUUGGCAUCCAGGAUCUGCUGGACAAUCCCAAUCCGCAAUCACCUGCGCAAGCCGAACCGUACAUGCUAUACUGCCAAAAUCGGGAUGAGUACAACAGGAGGGUGAAAAGCCAGGCAAUACAGAUGAGGCCUAAGGACUAA